Orbilia oligospora ATCC 24927 is the source of this 912-nucleotide messenger RNA. RefSeq lists its product as uncharacterized. The record is from RefSeq and is a predicted model, not a curated record. Lineage: Eukaryota; Fungi; Ascomycota; Orbiliomycetes; Orbiliales; Orbiliaceae. Bases 1 to 912 code for a protein of 303 amino acids. Gene Ontology annotation, cellular component: Atg12-Atg5-Atg16 complex; cytoplasm; phagophore assembly site membrane. The transcript is spliced from 4 exons. Gene Ontology annotation, biological process: cellular response to nitrogen starvation; C-terminal protein lipidation; autophagosome assembly.
AUGGCAGACGCGGUGCGACGGGCUGUCUGGGAUGGCAGUAUCCCCUUCAAGGUCAUGCUAGACCCCAGCGAAUGUCGUAUCUUCGACAAGGCCGACCCGUACUAUUUCCAAGCCGACCGAGUCGCCUAUUUACCCUUCUACCUGCCACGGAUAUACAAGUUCUUCGAGGACUUCCUGAUAGACAAGGCUGUAGCAACGGUGGAGAAUGCCUGGUUCGAGGUGGAUAAUGCUCCAUUGAGAUGGCACUGGCCUAUUGGUCUACUAUACGACUUCUACACUGCCCUAGAUCCCACGAAGACACCUACAUUACCUCCGACAAAUCACGAUAGGCCGGGUUCUCCUCCUCUUGCUGCUGAUCUCGAGCCUGGCGCUGCACCUGUCCCGUGGACGAUUACUCUUCGAUUCGCUUCAUACCCACACGAUUUCUUAACCACACUUACACCUACCUCUACACACGAUGCAUUUAUCAAUUCUAUCAAAGAGGCUGAUUUCUCCCGGAACGGAACGGCAAAGGCCGUAAUGAGUUUAAGUCCUAGCGAUACUCGAGAACUAUUUGCUAGUCUGCAGGAUCAUGACUACAACAGGUUCUGGGGCGUAACCGAUAAAUUGUUAAACCAUUCGGGCAUAACGGUAAAGAAUAUUCCAAUUAGGAUCUAUAACCCAGAGACGGGUCAAGUGAUCCAGGGUAGCGUACCAACGAGGCAGCCAGGGACCAUACGUGGCGACGCACAAACUCUCGGCACGGCCCUCAACUCUCUCGUCCCUAUAAUCUUCCCAUCCAAACGGAGCGUGGUUCUCGCCCGUCCCGUUAUGCACGGCAUCGUCCUCCCGCUAAGCGCACCUUUAUUGGAAUUAAUGAGAGAAGCGAUGUACCCAGACGGGUUUCUGCACAUUACACUCGCGAUGAUGUAG